GGGAGGGAGACCAAGAAAAUCAGAAGAAAGACAGGAGGUGAAGGAGGGAGAGGACAGUAUUGUGUGUCAGUUCAUCGAUUACUGGAGGUUUGUUGGGUUUGACCGGACGGCUCUGGACAGAUGGAGGAUUCAGAGAAUAUGGCAGUGACCGCUGAGACACAGGUGAUGAAUGAGCAGGAUGCCAAACACACGGAGCCGCAGGAGCCAGAGUGUGUCAGAGCUGACUCAGAGCCAGGAGGCGGAGCUGACACAACAGAGGGCGGAGCUAAUGAGGACAUCAAAGAGAACCCGGAGAAUACAGAAGCUGGAGCCAAUGACAGUGAGGCAUGUGAGCACGAGGGCGGAGCCACAGAGACCGUCAGCACAGUGGAGAAAGAGAAGGACAUCACAGAACAUAAAGAUGGAGAACAAGAAAAAGAGACAGAGGUGAAUAAAAAUAAAGAGAGGGAGGUAGAAGAAGAAAGAAAGGAGAGCAAGAAUGAUUCCUGUGAAAAAGAAGGACAACUUGAGGAAAAGCACAAUGAAGAGGAGAAGAGGACAAAAGAAGCUGAAGACAAAACUAAAACGAAGGAAGAUGAACGUGAUACAAAAGAGAAAAAAGAGACUAAAGAUGAUGUCAAGAACAAACCAGAAAGUCUAGGAAGAAAAAGUGGAGCAGGUCCGUCCUCUGCUGUCAGAGCUCCCGUGAGAUCAUCCGUCGGGUCUCGAUCUGCUCGACCCUCGACCCGAAGAGACGCCAUGGCCAAGUUUCAGAAGGACCAGACUCCAGGUGUCCGAAACUUUAAAGUUCAGCGGACAUCUAUAGGCACGGCAGGUGGAGCGUCAAUCCAACAGAAAAUUCUCAGCUGGUGCAGGAAUAAAACACAGAAAUAUGAGGGUGUCUGCAUAGAAAACUUCUCUUCCUCCUGGAGUGACGGCCUGGCUUUCUGUGCACUCAUUCAUCGCUUCUUUCCCUCUGCUUUUGACUUCUCCUCCCUCAAAGCCAGCGAACGAGAGAAGAACUUCACGCUGGCCUUCAGUACGGCAGAAUCUCUUGCUGACUGCUGCCCCCUUCUGGAAGUGUCUGAUAUGGUACUGAUGGGCAAAAAGCCAGACCCUCGGUGUGUUUUCACCUAUGUACAGGCUCUCUGUCAUCACCUCUCAAAGAUAGAGAAGGAGCGGAGGGAGAAAGAGAGCACAGAGAAGAGCACGAACGCAGAAGAACAUCCAGGGGCUUCUGAAGCCAACGACGGAGAGACGGACGAGAGUCAACAAAACGAGGAGACGGAGGAAAACGGAUCAGAUCCUGACAUGAAGACAGAACAAGAGACAGAUCAGAAUGAAAAUGUUAUAAAUGUUGUGGAUGAGAAACUGAAUGGAUGAAUGACAAAAGAAAGGAGAAUGAUUUAUCGUGAAUGAAUAGUGUCUAGUGUGGAUGAUCAUGUUAUUCUUUGUUGAAUUGUUUUGGGUUUGUAUUGGCGUUUCAUAUAUGUAGGUUUUCAUUUGGGGCAUUUUAACAUGUAUAUUGUUUUUGGUUUGACUUCCAACUUCAAAUUCACACUCAUUAUGUCUGAAUUCUGAGUAUGAAAUUCUAUCAAGUUCAGUUUAAAAAAGUUUGGAAAUCAAUUGCCUUAGUUUUACGUACACAAAGAGAAAAUCGAAGUGUAAUAAAUAACUUAACUAAUAAAUAUCAAGUAAGUUUAAUACUUCAAUUUCACUCAAUAUUCUUCCUAAAUACUAUUAUUCUCAGCAUGGAUUUGAUCUUCUAUUUUAAGUUAUAGAGGCUUAAAAAACUACAUGCAAUCGGUUUCCAACAAACUGAACUUGUUUUGACGAUAAACUAUAUAAGUUUGAAAUUCUCAACACUUUAUUUUUGUAAUAAACUUAUAAGCACAUCACAAUAAUAAAACUAUGCUUCUAAAACAUCCGUCCAUGUUCU
This is a messenger RNA of Megalobrama amblycephala (Wuchang bream), 1918 nucleotides long. It is a transcript of the gene smtnl1, whose product is annotated as smoothelin-like 1. NCBI's taxonomy places the organism in Eukaryota, Metazoa, Chordata, Actinopteri, Cypriniformes, Xenocyprididae. Gene Ontology annotation, cellular component: microtubule organizing center; filamentous actin. Gene Ontology annotation, molecular function: protein binding. Gene Ontology annotation, biological process: actin cytoskeleton organization. The transcript has 5 exons. Bases 121 to 1362 code for a protein of 413 amino acids. The record is from RefSeq and is a predicted model, not a curated record.